GCCAUGACAGCGUAGGCCGGCGGCGAGAGAUGGAUCGGUUCAGCGAGUGCGGGACGCAGACGGACGCCGUGGUGGUGCUGUCCCUGGCACAGGCUGCCGUGCUGGGCCUGGUGUCCGACAAUGAGCUGCUCGGCGCCACCGUCACCCCCACCGGCUUCUUCCCGGGGCUGGCCGGGGAGCAGCUGGACAAUGCCGCCGCGGAGCCGGGGGAGCCCGAGGGAGAGGAGCAGGUGCCUGGGGAUGGGCAGGACGAGGACGCCCUGGAAGCAGACUGCUCCCUGGAGAAGCAUGCCCGCAGGAGGAAGAGGCCGCCCGUGAGGCUGAUGCCCAAGGUCAAGAGUGAGAAGGCCGAGGUGGAGGCUGAGCCGCCGUACAGCGCGUCGGUGCCCGGGGACGAGGAGGGCGAGGGGCAGCACGGCCACGCGCCGCAGCCCCCAGAGCCCAGCCAGGAGCCGGCGGUGCAGAGCGGGGCCGUGAAGAUGAUCGACCUGGGCACCUUCAGCAGGAAGCCCCGGCGGCUGCGGCACCUGCGCCGGCACCGGGAGCCGGAGGGCAGCGAGCGCCGGCGCAGGGGCAGCGACCCGGCCGGCGGCACCGGGGGGGCCCCACAAACCGCGGGCACCUUCGAGGCGGGGGCUCCGUCCCCCGGGGUGGCCGAGGCCCCCGCGCCGGCGUCCCCCGAGCAGGUGAAGAGCGAGCAGGGCUGUGUCUGGCAGGAGCCGGGCGAGCUGGAGGCGGCCGGCGGCACCAGCGAGCACAGCAGGAAGGCGCAGCUGGACCGGCUGGACAUCAACGUGCAGAUCGAUGACUCCUACCUGGUGGAGGCGGGCGACCGCCAGAAGCGCUGGCAGUGCCGCAUGUGCGAGAAGUCCUACACCUCCAAGUACAACCUGGUGACCCACAUCCUGGGCCACAACGGCAUCAAGCCCCACUCCUGCCCGCACUGCAACAAGCUGUUCAAGCAGCCCAGCCACCUGCAGACCCACCUGCUGACCCACCAGGGCACGCGGCCCCACAAGUGCGGGGUGUGCAGCAAAGCCUUCACGCAGACCAGCCACCUGAAGCGGCACAUGCUGCUGCACACCGACAUCAAGCCCUACAGCUGCCGCUUCUGCGGCCGCGGCUUCGCCUACCCCAGCGAGCUGAAGGCGCACGAGGUGAAGCACGAGAGCGGGCGCUGCCACGUGUGCGUGGAGUGCGGCCUGGACUUCUCCACGCUCACCCAGCUGAAGCGGCACCUGGCCACGCACCAGGGCCCCACGCUCUACCAGUGCCUGGAGUGCAGCAAGUCCUUCCACUACCGCAGCCAGCUGCAGAACCACAUGCUGAAGCACCAGAACGUGCGGCCCUUUGUCUGCACCGAGUGCGGCAUGGAGUUCAGCCAGAUCCACCACCUCAAGCAGCACUCGCUCACGCACAAGGGCGUGAAGGAGUUCAAGUGUGAGGUGUGCGGGCGGGAGUUCACCCUGCAGGCCAACAUGAAGAGGCACAUGCUGAUCCACACCAGCGUCCGGCCCUACCAGUGCCACAUCUGCUUCAAGACCUUCGUGCAGAAGCAGACGCUCAAGACCCACAUGAUCGUGCACUCGCCUGUGAAGCCCUUCAAGUGCAAGGUAGAUGCCAUGAUGGAGCUGGCUGGGGCUGACCACACCGAGCUGGAUGGCCAGCAGGAGAUGGACGACUUCGAGGAGGAGAACUCUUACGGCUACGGGGCCGUGGGCAACCCCCCAGACGAGCACACGCUGGCCGAGCAGGCCAUGAAGGAGAUGGCCUACUACAACAUGUUGUAGCCCAGGCUGGUGGGGCU
Messenger RNA from Zonotrichia albicollis (white-throated sparrow), 1807 nucleotides. NCBI's taxonomy places the organism in Eukaryota, Metazoa, Chordata, Aves, Passeriformes, Passerellidae. The record is from RefSeq and is a predicted model, not a curated record.